This is a messenger RNA of Exophiala aquamarina CBS 119918, 1116 nucleotides long. RefSeq lists its product as uncharacterized. Gene Ontology annotation, molecular function: carboxy-lyase activity; hydrolase activity. The transcript has 2 exons. Gene Ontology annotation, cellular component: cytoplasm; cytosol. Bases 1 to 1116 code for a protein of 371 amino acids. NCBI's taxonomy places the organism in Eukaryota, Fungi, Ascomycota, Eurotiomycetes, Chaetothyriales, Herpotrichiellaceae. The record is from RefSeq and is a predicted model, not a curated record. Gene Ontology annotation, biological process: secondary metabolic process.
AUGCGAGGCAAAAUUAUACUUGAAGAGCAUGUUGGCAUGCCGGAGGACAAUCCGGUCGAGAGACUACGGCUUGCAUCGCGAAAUUCGGAAGAUCUCGCCAAGGCACUUCUUGAGAUUCAUGGGGCUCGACUAGACGAGAUGAACGCUAACGGCGUGGAGAUGGCAAUAAUGUCCCAAAAUCCUCCUGGUCCCCAAGGCAUCAGAAAUCCAAAAGCUGCUGAAGAAUAUGCUGUGCGGUCAAACAACUAUAUCGCAAACCUCGUCGACAAAGCGCCAGAGAGAUUUUCAGCCUUUGCUGGUGUCUCGAUGCAUGAUCCAGCUAACGCUGCCGCUGAGCUGACGAGGUGUGUAAAGGAGUUAGGUAUGGUCGGCGUCAUGCUACACGACGCUCAAGAGUAUCUUGAUGCCGAUGGAGCAGUUAAGGAACAGUUUUAUGAUGAUCCUAAGUAUGACACCUUUUGGGCGACCGUUGAAUCGCUGGAUGUCCCAGUUUACCUCCACCCUAAACCACCAAUACCACAAGAGUUUCUACGGCUGUAUAAGACCAGGCCGUGGCUUGUGGGACCCACCUUCAGCUUCACAGUUGACUCGAGUUUUCAUGCGUUGGCCAUGUGUUCCAGUGGAUUGUUCGACCGAUUUCCGAAACUUCAAAUGAUUUUGGGCCAUAUGGGCGAACUUCUCCUAGGCCAACUCGGCCGGAUUGACCACUGGCUCGAAAAAAGAGAUCGAGGACGAGGCCUCCCUGCGAAGAAGACGCUUCGUGAAUAUCUAGAGAGUAAUGUCUCGAUCACCACCGCUGGAUAUUUCUGCACACCGCCACUCCUAAACGCAAUCACCGAAAUUGGUGUUGACCGUGUCCUAUUCUCCGUAGACACGCCUUAUGAAAAUAUUACGGAGGGAUCAACGUGGUUCGAUACGCUCCCCGUUAAUCAGGCCAGCAUCGUCAAAAUGGGCAGAAACAAUACUUUGAAGUUAUUUCCACGACUUGAAGGUCGUUUGCGCUCUUCGGAGGUUGAGAAGCUUCAAAAGGAUAGGAGCCGCGUGCUGUUCACCACGAAUCCUGGGUUCGAAAUACCAGUCGAGACCUGUCCACGGACUGGCGGAGCAAGCAUAUAA